Nicotiana tabacum (common tobacco) is the source of this 912-nucleotide messenger RNA. NCBI's taxonomy places the organism in Eukaryota, Viridiplantae, Streptophyta, Magnoliopsida, Solanales, Solanaceae. The record is from RefSeq and is a predicted model, not a curated record.
AUGACAUUAUCUUUGGGGGAUACCAAUGAAGCAAUGUGCAAGGAAUUUGCUGAGAUGAUGGGAAAUGAGUUUGAGAUGAGUAUGAUGGAUGAAUUGAACUUCUUUCUGGGGCUGUUUUUAUGUCGACAGGAAAUGCACUUCAGGAACAGCUCAUUUUCUAGGUUCUUGUCUGGUGUCUUAGGGAACCAAGAAGCAAAAAUCAGUGGCCUUAUCUACAGUGCCAUAAACAUUGCUAAAAAUCAUGCCAACACAAGAGAGCCAAGCACAUUGACAUUAGACAUCACUUUCUCAGAGACAAUGUUGAAAAGGGGAAUAUCUCAAUUAACUUUUGUACAAUAUCCUCCUUCCAAAUUAGAUGGUUCGGUGUCCACUAUAGAUGUUUCACCCCUAAAUACACUCCCACCUAUAAGUGAGAAGCCACCAGUGGAGAAAUUCACUGUAGAAAAGGGUGCAGGGGAUCUGGGGAAGGAAACUGAGGAUGAGGAAGAUGAUGGGGUUGAAAGAGAAGAAGAAGUUGUGAACAAUCAUGAGGAACAUGAUGCUCAAAACAUAGCCAAUGAAGAAGAAAAGAGUGAGAAUGAGGGAGAAUCUGGAGAUAAGACAGGUGAACAGGCUAAUGAUUCUGCAGAAGAAGAAAAUCAGAGUGAAGAAGAGGAGGUUUAUGAAAGUGAGGGUGAGGAUCAAGAAAAGGUAAGUGAGAGUGAAGGAGGUGAUGAAGAGAGUGAGGAAGAAGAAGAGGGGAAUCCCCUUCAAAAGACAAGGGCUCAAGAACCUAGAUCUCGGUUGACUCCUUUCACUGGAGAUGAAGAAGUUAGCAGUAAUGAAGAUGAUGUGCCACUAUUUGAGAUAGGGAAGAAAUCCAGGAAGACCCCUGUGAAAGCUACAAAGUCUGCAGUCUCAACAAGGAAAUGA